CUAAGUGUUUCACGCCUCAGCUGACCGGUGUGACGCACACAACCGAACAGCAGUGGUGGAUGGAGGACACAACUAGACUAGGAACUCAUCUGGAUCGGCCCAUGUCGAAGGCACGGUUCUGGAACAAAGAAUCAAGUGUCGGAGAAGGAGCCCCAUUUUGAUGUUUGGUGUUGGACCGUGGAGGACGAACUGAGGACUUCGAAACAGGAUCGCAUAUCAACAUCAUCCUUGGGUUAACUAGGUUGUGCUGAAGCCAUCUCACUGGCAGCCAAAACAUAGACCAAACAUAAAAGCUGAUUUCAACCUAAGAUCUGUGACAUUUCUUGAAGCAAGGGCAUUUCUCCUGGAUUUUUAUAUUAUCUCAAAGAAAAGAAUAUUUUUCCCUUCGUCUUGGAAGCAAUCCUCGAUCGGACGAAAACUAAAACAGCGAAAUGACGCAUAAAGGCCACGGUGGUAUAAAUCAACUUGGGGGCAUUUUCGCCAACGGUAGGCCACUCCCCAUCCACAUACGUCAUCGAAUCCUUGAGCUGGCUCACCUGGGACUCCGCCCCUGUGACAUCUCCAGACAGCUUCUCGUAUCACAUGGAUGCGUCAGCAAGAUACUUAGCAGGUUUGCGGAAACGGGCUCCAUCCUACCGGGAGCCAUCGGCGGGAGCAAACCCCGUGUGUCCACCCCCGCUGUGGUGAAUCGCAUCGCACAGUACAAGCAGGAGAACUCCUCCAUGUUCGCUUGGGAGAUCCGAGAACGACUGCUCCUGGAUGGGAUCUGCAGUAAGGAGACCCUGCCCAGUGUUAGCUCCAUCAACAGGAUCCUCCGAAACUGCUCUUCCGAACCAGAGGAGAGAACAGACAAUGUGAAUGAUGAUCCAAUGCGACACACCAAAGAUGCUGAUAGUCUGCACAUGCCAGGAAGCCUAUCUCCAACAUCACUCGGACGGUACCACGAAGACAGAAGGUCCACGCCGACGUCACCGUCCGAAGUCUCAACGACGACUACACCUCCACCCCGACGCUCGUCCUUUGCCGUGGACGAUAUUUUAGGUCUUCGAGACUCUCAGCCGAUGAAGAGACCGAGACUGGAGAUCGACAGAGACGAGAAGGGUAGUCCGGAUGAACCAGAUCAAAAGAAAGCCCGCCGAGAAUGGAGAGACGUUGGAGAUGUUGAUGUGAGGAAAAACGUAGAGCGCCCUCCACAUAUUGCCUUACCUCACGCUGAAAAGUGGCUGGACAACAAGGCACUGAGAUUAUUACAGCAACAUUCUCGACCCGAAGCGGCCAAACCAGUCGUCGAAUUGCCGCCCUCACCGACGUUUCUUCCAGCUCGUCAUCAAUCCAUUCCUCCUCAUCUUCCACUGGCGAACACCAACCUCCCGCUGGCACGAUGGGCGUUACCCUUCCUCACCCUCCGAGGGGGGCAACAUUUCCCCCAGCACCAGAGGCCACCCCUUCCUCUUCACCCAUCUAUCAUACCUCAUCACCCCCAUCACCACGGUCACACCCAAUCCACGAUGCAGCUUCCGCACCUAAUGCCACACCAAUCGCUCUUACCUCACCCUGCGAUCCCACAUCCCGCCAUGGUGCAUCCAAGAUUCGUUCUUCCAAUCAGGGAUCGAGAUGAACUCGCUCUUCCUCCUGGAAAAAGAAAUGGUAUCAAACCCACCUUUAUCCGGAAUGACAUAAAGUCCCGCAUUCUACAGUAUUGUAUUCCCGCUGCCGUUCCAAGUAAAAUGAUUACAUCACAAUGAAAAUGCACUAUUUCAUACUGUAAUAUUGAUAAUCAUUAUUUCCAGAUUUCGAUAGCAUUAUGCGUUUGAGUGAUUUAAUUCAUAAUCAUGAUAACGAUGUUUUUUCAUUGCGUAUUGACAAUCGUAUCUUAUAAUGAGAUUCAGGCUAGAACAAUAAUUGUUUUCACUUGUGUACCUACAUGUGUCUUCCUUUUCAUCAGGCCUUAAUUAAUUUAUUUAUUCGAUAUGGCUCUGAUAAUAAUAAUAAUAAUAAAUAAGCCUUAUGCCUUUGCAAUUAUCCCCCUUUUCUUUCGUCAACGAUCGUAUAGCGUGCAACCUACUUCUAUUUAAUCAGGCAUUUCAAUCAACAUGCUAUGCUGCACUUUAUCACUUGUAAAUUCAAAGUAAUCAUGAUCAGCGAUUAAAUAACUUUGAUGUUUUGUUUCAUUAAGCGCCUAUACAGCGCAUGCAUGUAAUAAUGCUCUUCCGAAGAGCUUGAUGAACCAUUACCCUGACUUUUGUGUACAUUUAUAGUAAUAAUCAUUACUGGUACUAAAGUUCUCUAGGUUUUUCUUUAUUUAAUCAACGAUUCUGAUACAUUUUUUUAUUAUCGAUAUGUAAUAAUGGGAGUGGCGUGGUCGGGUGGUUUAAGGCGCUUGACUGGAGAUGCGAAGGUCGAGGGUUCGAAUCCCGACACGGCACUAAUAUCCUCUGGCAAGAUAAUAACCUGUACGUGCUAAUCUCCACCCAGGUGUUAAAUGGGUACCCGGUAGGAUGCGACCGUCAUUGUCGGGUCAAACAGUUUU
This is a messenger RNA of Strongylocentrotus purpuratus (purple sea urchin), 2530 nucleotides long. RefSeq names its product paired box protein Pax-9. The transcript is spliced from 6 exons. Gene Ontology annotation, molecular function: DNA-binding transcription factor activity, RNA polymerase II-specific; RNA polymerase II cis-regulatory region sequence-specific DNA binding. Bases 432 to 1745 code for a protein of 437 amino acids. Lineage: Eukaryota; Metazoa; Echinodermata; Echinoidea; Camarodonta; Strongylocentrotidae. Gene Ontology annotation, biological process: regulation of transcription by RNA polymerase II; anatomical structure development. The record is from RefSeq and is a predicted model, not a curated record.